Molecule: messenger RNA, 6383 nt
Organism: Pseudogymnoascus verrucosus
Lineage: Eukaryota; Fungi; Ascomycota; Leotiomycetes; Thelebolales; Thelebolaceae
Exons: 3
Coding region: 394-5913 (1839 amino acids)
Cellular component (GO): cytoplasm
Molecular function (GO): protein binding; guanyl-nucleotide exchange factor activity
Source: RefSeq, a predicted model, not a curated record
CACAACUUCAUCGACGACCACUCCUCGCCCGUUCCACUCGUUUCUUCCGCUGUCCUGGGCUGCAAAGGGCGAGCAGAAACACCAUCUAUCAAUCCCGCCAUAACCUCAACGCGCACUCACUUGACACCUUAGCCCACGGACGCUCCAUACUCAUUCCUUCCGGGACCCUGGAGGAAGAUCGACGAUUACUGCGUCACUAUUUUCGUGAACCGUCGAAUUCCACGUUUAUCAAGCCCAGGAACCUAGCGGCCUCGUCAAUCGCUUUGUGACUGCCUGUAUUUAACAAGCCGACCUACGAAGAUGAUGCUAUAGGACACACCACGCAUUCGGCAAUAUACCUUCACCAGGACUCGGCCAAAGCUAGAUACGAGAGGUCCAUGACGCCUUGCCAGCAUGGACUCUAGCCUCACAGCCGAUCAGAACUUCUAUGCGCAAUCGAACCUGCACCAGCCCUUCCAGGAUGAAAACAACGAGACCGCCUUCAUCUCGGGAGCCUCGUCUGAACUUCGCAGCGGCGACGCAGACCACAACAAAGAACUUGCGAACAACAGUCUUCAACCAAUGGGUAUGGCUGGGUACACAAACAGCGGCGGCGCGGCAGCAGAUCUUGUAGAUUCGCCCGACGACUUCUACAAGGGGUUCCAAGGGAAGCUGGAUACAACCGCAGGCAUUCCGACCAGCAAGCCUACUUCUGGCCAGAGAAUCAGCUCCACUCCGUUACUGAACAGCAAUGGUACCACAGCAAAGUACCCAGUCAUAGCUGGCUCGCACACGGCGGCAAAGCAAUCAUUCAGAUCCGUAUCCGCACCAAUGAAUGACGGCCGUGCAAAACCCGCGCCAGCUCUGAAAGGCGUGCCUCGAAGCCAACAGCCAAGCGUUAGAGACUUGUUGAAGCGUUUCGAUCCCAAUGGCGAGCAGGCAAGUUCACUCCCACGCAAAACUCCUCCCAGACAGCCACCAGCCAGGCCUCUCGAUGCCUCCAACCGAUAUAGGCCAGCUGCGUCAAUUCAAAAACAACAACCAGGCAUAAGACCUGGCCAGGCUACGAGAGAUGCAUACGCCGGACCUGCGAAAACGCCUCCAUCGAGGACCACACAGCGGAAUAGGUUCGCUGUGGAAGACCAGCGUUCAAACAACACUUUAUCUUCCGCGGCUCGUUCCCCCAAUGCAAAGAAUCAGUUUGGCGAGUUCACCAACGGCUCUCGGUCUGUGUCGAAUCUUGCCAUUUCGAUUAUCCCCCCAAAGCCCGCUGCAACAGACGCUACACGAAAACCACUCUUUGGAGAGAUCGUCCCCACCGAAUCUGGAUCUCAAAUAGCGUACGGCAUCUCAGAUCCUCGCAGUCGCGCUCGCCGAACCUCGGAUUCCAGCCUCAUGUCACAAUCUUGGUCUCACCGGCGAAGUUCGUCUGAUGUCGACGUAUCCCCGACGUCUCCAACUGCUUGGUAUCUCGGCGUCACCCCAAAAUUGGAUGACCUCGGGAUGGGCGCUGCUCCAAAGCAUGCCAGGACCCACAACCGAUCCCAGAGCGAUUUUUCUGGGUUUCCGCCUUCCAGCGUGCUCGUCGGGUCUAAUGAAAUGGCAUUCAUGAAAUUGGACGAAAAAACAGACGAAAAAUCCACACCUAAGGCAGCGUCGAAAUCACGCCUGCCCAUAAGCUCCAAGCGCACCAGCCAUUCUUCAGCCUCUUCUACUCCCAGCACUCGGUCUUCCUCUCCGUUCGCGACAAAAAUGAUUGCAUCCAACAAGAAGCCUGAUACACGUCCGUGGAGCCCCCCAGGUCACAGAAGCACAGGCAGUCGACUGUCCGCUCGUGGCCAGGGCAGGAGUCCAGCAAAAAUAUCUACCAAUAAUGCCAGCCUGAAGGCUUAUAUCUCAUCACCACCCCCAAUGAAAUCUCCACCCCUCAGGAGCUCCAGGCCAAGGCAGCCCGUCUCAGCGGCUACUACCGCAAGCUCCCGAAAUAAGGUCUCCGAUGCCAGUUCACGUGCGAGUUCUAGUUUCAGCAACCGCGCAGAGAGUAGGAUCCAGGAGAAGGCUCGGAUCAACAGGCUAGCCUCCGCGGGGCCCGUGGACUACGCGGCAAAGCGAGCCCGGAUACAGCAGGCAUUCUCGAAGACAAUACAAGAGACAGAGCAGAAAGAGAAUGAUCAAGCACCUCUCGAAGGAGCUGCCACACAGAACGAAGCGGAUCUCCAGGGCCCGUCAACAGUUGACCAGCGCACAGAAUAUGUCAAAGAACCCAAGUUAGUCGUCGAUACCAGCUUCUCCGGCUCAGCAGCGCCACUGUCGAAAGACUCUCCAACUUUAGGCAUGCCCGGAAGCUUUCCUCGGCAGCAAGCUGAAAUCGACGAAUCGCCAUCCUCUGCAGUAUCUAACGUGACGGCUGUCACUCUAUUCGAUAACGAACUGCAAACGGAACCGGCCCAGCAUCAUUCAGCCUCGAAUUUCCCGCAAGAUUCCACCCCGCAGCCACUGUCAUCUCAGCGAGACUCCAUUGGCAGUCCCGAUGACUAUUUUGACGCCAACGAUGGCUCAAUACAAAUCGUUUUGGAUGAUGCGUCGAAUGGGGAAUCCCAGUUUCCAGACUUUGCCGAUAGCCAGCGCCAGGUACUGGAUGGUGAGCACCAAUUGGAGCCUCUUACCUUUGUGGAUAUUGCCCCUCAGCCUUAUGAGCAAGAGACAGAGUCCACGUCAUUUGUCCGGGCCUCAUCUCCUCACUCGGAGUUCGAACCAGGGCCAAUUAUAAGUGAUGUCCACCCAGAUGACGCCGCUGCUCUGCCUAAGGUAGACCAUUCCAUGUCCUACAGCGAAGUCAUUACCACGUCUGACAACGAUGGGGCUGUGCAAUCCGACACUGGCGCGUUUGCACCUCCGACAUCCUGGCCGUCUCGUCACAGCUCGCCAAGCCGAUCUUCUUUGGGUUUGUCCAAACUAGAUACAUUACUAUAUUCAUCACCCACAAAGUCUCCCAAUCCACCUGAUAUUGAAGGCUCGCCAGUGACGGAGAUCGACUAUGGAAGCUCAGGGAGCGUAGGUGAAGCUGAAGACGUCGAUCAACAUGACAACCAUCAAAGGGCCAGCCAUCCAUCGAACUGGUCAGAUAUUACCGUCGACGCCAGCAAUAGAUCGUCUUGGUAUGUCAACACAAAUUCGUCGUCGGGCUUGUUUCAAGAACCGUCUAUACCACCCCCACCGCCUCCCAAGGAGCCUAUACUUCCAGCGAAACCAGACGUUCCUCCAAAACCAGCAAGCUAUGAGGAGCUUUUCUCCCCAAGACCCGAUGGAGAUGAAAGUUAUGACAAUUCCUCUGAGUUCUAUUCGUCAAUGACGGAUCUAACGGGGAUCAACCGCACUAUCAAACCGCCUCGGAGCAAGUCGACAAUACCCCCAAUACCAGCACCGCCGCCGUGGCUUGCUGGGGCGCCGUCUUCGCCUGCACAUUCUACCACGCGACGAAGGACGCCCCCACCCUCAAACGUGUGGAAUCGUCACCCACCGCCAAGUUUGCAUCGCUAUAGCUUCAAGGACCCCGAGUCCAGACGUGUCAGCGGAGAUGACAUGUACUCUUAUCGGCCAUCUACCUCUACAGCCAGAUCCAGCGCCCAGAUUUCUGUGGAGGGGGAUGCCGGUGAGACAUCGCUCUCGAGCACAGACCAUCUCUCCAUCGAUGCACCGCAGAACAGCGACGACAGUGUGGCUCCUGGAGCUGCCGCGGCGGCACUUCGCCAUCGAAAAAUGCUCAUCCAGGAGUUAAUUGAUACGGAGGCUGUCUAUCUCAAGGAUAUGAACGUGGUCGUUGAGAUUUAUCAAGGCACAGCAGAGGCUUGCCCAAAACUGGGCACUGGCGAUAUCAAAGCCAUAUUCCGCAACAGCGACGAGGUUAUUGCAUUUUCCGAGCGAUUCCUUGCCGAUAUCAAGGCUUCCAGUACCGCAAUCUACAUCCCUCGCUCGACAAAGUCCAAGCAGGCCGACGCAGCGAAAUCUGUUGAAUCUACAGACACCGGAGACAGGCCUCUGUCGCUUGCAGAAGACGAGAGUGACUGGGCAAAGGACCAAAAGACCACGGUCGGCGAAAAUUUCGGGCGCCACAUCGAAGAGAUGGAGAAGGUGUAUGCCAAUUUCCUGAAAAACAGUGAGCAAGGGACAAAUCGCCUACAGUUGCUGCAGGCAGACCCCACGGUCAAUGUCUGGCUGGAGGAGUGCAAUGCGGUUGCAAAAGACCUGACUGGCGCCUGGGAUUUGGAUGCCUUGCUAGUAAAGCCGGUGCAACGUAUCACACGAUAUCAGUUACUGCUGACGGGAAUUGUCAAAAACACACCAGAGCUACAUCCGGAUUACCCGUCACUUCAGAAAUCUCUCGAGGAUAUCAAGCGUCUCCUUGACAACAUAGACGGUCAAAAGAAGCGCAUUCACAAAGUCAAUGAGAUUGUUACUGGCCGCAAGAGGAAAGAGUCGGACAUCCGAUCUGGCCUAAAGAAUCCAUUUACUCGUCGUGAGAGAGCAGAAACAGCUGUCCUACACGACAGGGCGAAUGAAGACCAGGAGUAUCUCAAAUACUGCGACAAAUUCCACUCCGAGUGGAUUCAUUUGCAGUUCAUCAUCCGAGAUAUCGACCUCUACCUCGAGAAUGUGACUCGUUGGGUCGACGACUUUUUGCGCUACUUGUCUGCAAUCGAACUGGUAGUCCGAGCAUCGCCGUCCAGUUAUCCCGAGCUGGAGAGUAAAUGGGCCCGGUUUAAUCUGUCUAUGAGAGACGUGGGGAAAGUAGCUUUGGAAGAACACAAAGCUGCUAUUCGGGAACACGUCCUAGAGCCAUUUUCCAGCCUCACCAAGGCGUACAUUCCACCACAGGCAGCUUUGAAGAAGCGCAACAAACGCCGCCCUGAUUUCCAGAGGUUCGAGACUUUGAAGAGCCAAAAUAAAAAGAUCGAUGAGAAGCUCGCCGAGCAAGUCGAGCAAUACACGGCCUUGAACGACACGCUCAAGCUCGAACUGCCAAAACUUUCGUCUCUCAAUGAAAACCUCAAGGACCUCUGCUUGGCUCGCUUGAUUACUACACAAGUUGCGUGGUACUCCAUCUGGAAUGAUAAGCUGAAGACCGUACUCGAACAGAACGAGCUACCAAAGGACGUCAACGACAUCCUCGACAAGUUCAACCGCGACUUCAAGCACCAAGAUGCCAGGGCACAGGCUAUGAGCAUUCUGAAUGGGAGCACAGUGGCAUCAGCUAGAAGCCGGCUCUCACAGUCGACUGCAAGGGACGAUGAGGUGUCUUUGAAGUCAAAGAGUAGGGCGUCUACCACCAAUAACCGUACUCGCGGCCUGUCAACCCAAAGCGAAGCCACAGACCAAACUCACAGAUCUAGCGAGCAACCUCGUGCAUCUCUCGUUGCAAACUCAGCCAGCCUUGCUGUUGUUGCACUGGGAGGUCGUCCAGAUGCUCGGCUCAGUGUCGAAUCCAGCGAUAGGCCCCGACCAAGCGGGGAGUCAGCGAACAGCGGUCACCGCUCGCUGUUUGAAUCGCCAUACACUCCUACACGAUGGGCUGAGGGGCUUCCUCCGCCUGAACCGUCGUUCUCUGACGCAUUCAAUUCUGCACUCCCAUGGUCCAAUACCGACGGUUCCUCUCAGAAUGACGCAAGCAGGCGGUCGUCUCAGGUCCCUUCUGAGCACCGGGACAUCCCUCGUACCAGCUACAAGAUUCUUUAUGUAGUCGCCAGUCUCCACGAGUUCAACAUUGAGGCUACGAAAACAGAGGCGGGCUACCCUUACCUCACAUAUGAAGACGGCGAGAUCUUUGACGUGAUUGCUGAAAAGGGCGAGCUAUGGCUCGCAAAGAAUCAAGACGACCCAAUGGAAACGAUCGGUUGGAUUUGGAACCAACAUUUUGCUAGGAUGGUGGAAUACUGAUCCGUUCCUCCCGUCACAUCUGGCAAAGACAAUUUUCCUUCGAUUGCUGACCUUUGGGAUUUAUCCACGCGUUUUACAACGCCACUUUACUUCUCUUGCUGUGGAUAUACUUUGGUAUUCCCCACGGCGUUUUGGCUGAGACUGGCAGCCAUUUUUUCUGCAGGUUCUCUUCUUUUCUUCCCUUUAGCGCUCUUUGCCAUUUUGGCUUUAUACCUCCAGUACUCUUCUAUGUUGCUUUACUCAUGAAAGGCUUUCGGAAUAUCAGUUGUAUUUAUGAUGGGAUGAUAUUACACGAGGCUCGGAUAGCGGGAUAGGAGUCAAUUUGAGUUGAUUCGGGGCGAAACGGGGCGAAAAUCAUGUUAUAUAUUACUAAAAGGGUGGGGCGAUGACAGGAGUUGACGGAAGGUAUACCGUGAUGAUGAGUAGGUGGAACAUAGACAGUUGAACAAUGGAAGAGUGUGAUAAUUGAU